UGUAAAUUAUUUCCUUUUUCUGCAUUUUCCUCUUUAAAGAGGGGCUAGCCUAGGGCGUUAAGAGUCUAAAUUUUAAUUCUGUCAACAACUGACUAGGUGACUUAGUGAAAUCACGUCCUCAACGGUGAAACUGAUAGGACAGAAGUUCAAAUUUCCAAAUUCCCGGGUUGGCUUUCAAUUCCACCGUGCGAUGGUUCCGCCCUCCGCGAGUUCGCCAAGGGAGUUAUUUUGACCCUCUCGACUCACCGUCCGCGCAGCCUCCAGAAACAGCCGUAAACUCCGCCCCUUGCGCUCAGGACGGCGCGAAAACCCAAUUGACAAGAAUUCCCUCCGAAGCUCUGUGGUCCGAUCUGCGUUCAGCUUGCUUUCCCUGCCCAGGCCCGGUCCCGGUCCCGAGCGCUCAGCCUGGAGCGCGGGUUUCGAGGGCACCCUGCAUACACUGGCCGUGCCUCAGGGAUCUCGCUGCCCGCGCUUUCUCAUUGCCUCUUUCCGUGUUCGACUCGGCUGAUCUGGGCCCAGCCUCCGCUCCGGCUCCCUGUCGGUAGGCGCCGGGGAAUCCUAAACGGAUUCCCAGAAACUUGCAGAAUCCCAGAAACUUGCUCCUACUGGAGCGGGCCCGCCUCCAUGGCCUCCAGGCAGACCGGGCUGGACCGCGUAAGGUCCUAGGAGACGGGAUUCCGGGAAGCGGGGAGUAUGGUGGGGGUCCUGGCCAUGGCGGCUGCAGCUGCUCCCCCUCCCGUGAAGGACUACGAGAUUGAGCCAUGCAAAAAGCGAAGGAAAGAUGAUGACAGAUCUUCCUGCAAAACAAUUACAAAAUAUUUAUCACCACUAGGGAAGACUAGAGACAGGGUUUUUGCUUCACCAAAACCUAGUAAUAUUCUGGAUUAUUUUAGAAAGACCUCACCCACAAAUGAGAAGACGCAAUUAGGGAAAGAGUGCAAGAUAAAGUCAUCUGAAUCAGUACCUGUUGACAGCAACAAAGACUGUAUGACACCUUUGGAAAUGUUCUCAAAUGUAGAAUUUAAGAAAAAAAGAAGGAGGGUUAAUUUAUCUCAUCAACUAAAUAAUAUUAAAACUGAAAAUGAAGCUCCAAUUGAAAUUAGUAGCGAUGAUAGCAAAGAAGACUGUAGUUUAAAUAAUGCUUUUGUGGAAAGUAGUACUUCUAUUUUACUUUACAAGAAACAAGUAGAGGUACUUGCAGAAAACAUUAAAGAUACAAAAAGUCAACCAAAUACUAUGACCUCCCUGCAAAAUUCUAAAAAAGUAAAUCCUAAACAAGGGACCACAAAAAAUGACUUCAAAAAGUUGAGAAAAAGGAAGUGCAGAGAUGUAGUAGAUCUAUCUGAAAGCUUACCCUUGGCAGAGGAACUAAAUUUGCUUAAAAAAGAUGGUAAAGAUAGUAAACAGAUGGAGAAUACUACAAGCUACUCUAGAGAUAAUGUAACUGAAGCAGCCCAGUUGAAUGAUAGUACAAUUACUGUCUCAUAUGAGGAAUUUUUAAGAAGUCACAAGGAAAAUAAAGUGGAAGAGAUACCAGACUCUACAAUGUCAAUUUGUGUUCCUUCUGAAACUGUUGAAGAAAUAGUCAAAAGUGGUUAUAUAAGUGAAUCAGAAAACUCUGAAAUUUCCCAGCAGGUACGCUUUAAGACAGUUACUGUUCUUGCACAGGUUCACCCUAUUCCGCUCAAAAAGAUACGGAAAAUACCCCGAAUUUUCUUGCAACAAAAGCAAUUUGAAAUGGAAAAUAGUUUAUCUGAUCCUGAGAAUGAACAGACAGUUCAGAAAAGAAAAUCUAAUGUUGUUAUACAGGAGGAAGAAUUAGAAUUGGCUGUUUUGGAAGCUGAAAGUUCUGAAGCUGUGAAACCAAAAUGCACUCUAGAAGAAAGACAGCAAUUUAUGAAAGCAUUUAGGCAGCCAGCAUCAGAUGCACUUAAAAAUGGAGUUAAAAAGUCUUCUGAUAAGCCGAAAGAUCUUAAUGAAAAAUCUCUACAUGAAGAAGGAAGAGAUGAUAAUUCUAAAAAAAUCAUGGAAAAUCCUGGUAUCCAAAUGGUUUCAAAAAAUGGCAAUUCACAGGCACACACUGAUAAAGGAAGUUUUCCGAAGGAGAAAAAUAAAAAGCUAAAUAAGAAGAAUAAGAAAACAUUAGAUACUGGGGCUAUUCCAGGCAAAAACAGAGACGGAAACACUCAAAAGAAAGAAACAACCUUUUUCUUAAAAGAGAAACAAUAUCAAAAUAGAAUGAGUUUAAGACAAAGGAAAGCAGAAUUUUUCAAAAGCAGCACUUUAUUUAACAAUGAAAGUCUUGUUUGUGAAGAUAGAGCAAAUGAUGACCUUCUAAAGGUUUCCUCUCUGUGUAACAAUAAUAAAUCGUCAAGAAAAACCAGCAUACCGGUUAAAGAUAUUAAGCUUACACAUUCUGAAGCUGAAUCUGAAGACAGCUUGCUAAAUGUUUCCACACCCAAGUCAACCAGAAGAUCUGGAAGAAUUAGCAGCACACCUACUGCAGAAACCAUUAGAGGUAUUGAUUCUGAAGAUGUACAAGAUAGUAGUCCACUAAAGGCUUCCACUCCAAAAGCAACCAACUUAUCAGAAAAGCAUAGUUUAUAUACAGCGGAAUUAAUAACAAUACCCUUUGAUUCAGAGAGCCCUAUUAGCUUGUAUGAUGAUUCUGUUAUAAUAAUAGAUUCAAGUCCUACUGCUUUAAAGCGUCCAGAGAAAAAUCAGACGAAACUUCAGUGUUUGAAUGAUGUGCUAGGAAAGAAACUUAACACAUCCACUAAAAAUGUACCUGGAAAAAUGAAAGUCGCUCCUUUAUUUCUUGCCAGAAAAGCACAAAAAGCAGCUGAUCCUGUCCCUGGUUUUGAUGAAAACAGUCAAGAUACAUCUGAAAAAUCUCAGGAUUAUGAUGUUCAAUGCAAAGCAAAGCGUGACUUCCUAAUGAGUGGUUUGCCAGAUUUGUUGAAACGGCAAAUUGCAAAGAAAGCUGCUGCAUUGGAUGUGUACAAUGCAGUGAGUACCAGUUUCCAGCGAGUUGUUCAUGUACAGCAAAAGGAUGAUGGGUGUUGUUUGUGGCAUUUGAAACCACCCUCUUGUCCUCUCUUAACUAAAUUUAUAGAACUGAACACUAAAGUGAUAGAUCUCUCCAAAUGUGUUAUUGCUCUUGGUGAAUUUUCAACAUUGAAUUCAAAGUUGAAAAGCAGUAACUCUGCUACUGUGUUCGUGAGGACAAGGAAGGAAUUUACUGACGAAGUAAGAAAUCUUUUGCUUGAGGAAAUUAGGUGGUCAAAUCCUGAAUUUUCAUUGAAAAAAUAUUUUCCCUUACUCCUAAAAAAACGAAUUGAGCACCAAGUACUUUCUUCUGAGUGUCAUAGUAAACAAGAACUAGAGGCUGACGUCAGUCAUAAAGAAACCAAAAGGAAACGCGUGGAAGCAGAAAAUUCUAAGUCAAAAAGAAAGAAACCAAAUGAGUAUUCAAAAAAUCUGGAGAAGACCAAUAGGAAGUCAGAAGAACUUGGCAAAAUAAACAACUCUUCUGGGAUAAAGCUAGAUACUUCCAAAGAUUCUGGACCUGAAGACAUGCUUUGGACAGAAAAGUAUCAACCUCAGACUGCCAGUGAACUUAUAGGAAAUGAGUUAGCUAUAAAAAAGUUACAUAGUUGGUUGAAAGACUGGAAAAGAAGAGCUGAAUUGGAAGAAAGGCAGAAUCUGAAGGGAAAAAGAGAUGAGAAACAGGAAGAUUUCUCGGGUGGCAUAGACUUUAAAGGCAGUUCAGAUGAUGAAGAGAGUCGUCUUUGCAAUACUGUCCUUAUAACAGGGCCAACAGGAGUGGGAAAAACUGCUGCUGUGUAUGCUUGUGCCCAGGAGCUUGGAUUUAAGAUAUUUGAAGUGAAUGCCUCUUCCCAGCGCAGUGGUAGACAAAUUCUAUCUCAGUUGAAGGAAGCUACUCAGUCCCAUCAAGUAGAUAAACAAGGUGUAAACUCACAAAAACCCUAUUUUUUUAAUAGCUACAACAUAGGCAAGUCACCAAAAAAAAUAAGUUCCCCUAAGAAAGUUGUUACAUCACCAAGAAAAGUUCCUCCACCAUCACCAAAAAGUAGUGGACCAAAGCGAGCACUUCCUCCCAAAACCUUGGCAAAUUAUUUUAAAGUAUCUCCUAAACCUAAAAAUAAUGAAGAAAUAGGAAUGCUUCUGGAAAAUAAUAAAGGAAUAAAAAAUUCUUUUGAACAGAAACAAAUUACUCAGACUAAAUCUACAAAUGCAACUAAUUCAAAUGUCAAAGAUGUUGGAGCUGAAGAACCCAGCAGAAAAAAUGCAACAUCUCUUAUUCUUUUUGAGGAGGUUGAUGUAAUUUUUGAUGAAGAUGCUGGGUUUUUGAAUGCAAUCAAAACAUUCAUGGCAACAACUAAACGACCUGUAAUCCUUACUACAAGUGAUCCAACAUUUAGUUUAAUGUUUGAUGGCUGCUUUGAAGAAAUCAAGUUCAGUACUCCUUCCCUGCUAAAUGUUGCCAGCUACCUACAAAUGAUUUGCUUAACUGAGAAUUUUAGAACUGAUGUAAAAGACUUUGUAACCUUGUUAACUGCAAAUACUUGUGAUAUCAGAAAAAGUAUCCUUUACUUACAAUUCUGGAUUAGAAGUGGAGGUGGAUUUUUAGAAGAACGACCAUUAACCCUUAAUGGUGGAAAUAGCAGAAAUGUACAACUAGUUUGCUCUGGACAUGGCCUUGAUAACAAAAUUUACCCUAAAAAUACUAAAAAGAAAUGUAUAGACCUUCCGAAAUGUGACAGUGGCUGUGCUGAGACCUUGUUUGGUCUUAAGAACAUUUUUUCCCCAUCUGAAGACUUAUUUUCAUUUUUAAAGCACAAAAUCACAACAAAGGAAGAAUGGCAUAAACUCAUCCAGCUUCUUACAGAAUUCCAAAUGCGGAAUGUAGAUUUUUUAUAUAGUAAUCUUGAGUUUAUUCUACCAUUACCAGUUGAUACCAUUCCAGAAACUAAAAACUUUUGUGGCUCAUCAGUAACUGUGGAUGCCAGUACAGCAACAAAAAGUAUGAACUGUCUUGCUAGGAAACAUUCUGAAAGAGAACAGCCAUUGAAAAAGUCCCAGAAAAAGAAACAAAAGAAAACAUUGGUAAUAUUAGAUGAUAGUGACUUAUUCGACACUGACUUGGACUUCCCUGAUGAAUCUAUUAGGCUGUCCCCUGUGUCGUCUUCCUCAAAUUCAGAAGAAAGCAAAGCCAGAGACAAAGGAAGCAAUCCAGAGACAAAGAAAUCUAUUCCUUGUCCUCCCAAAACAACUGCAGAAAAAAAAUGUUCUGCCCUUGUUUCUCAUUGUUUAAAUUCUCUCUCUGAGUUCAUGGAUAACAUGUCCUUCUUAGAUGCCCUUUUAACUGAUGUAAGGGAACAAAACGAAUACGGUAGAAAUGACUUUAGUUGGACAAAUGGAAAGGUUAAAAGUGGACUUUGUGAUGAGUUUAGUCUCGAGAGUAAUGAUGGAUGGACUUCUCAAAGCUCUGGAGAAUUAAAAGCAGCUGCAGAAGCUCUCAGCUUUACUAAAUGUUCUUCUACUAUUUCAAAAGCACUGGAAACCUUGAAUUCUUGCAAGAAAUUAGGAAGAGAUCCAACCAAUGAUCUUACUUUUUAUAUUUCACAAAAGCGCAAUAAUGUAUACUUUAGUCAGUCAGCAGCUAAUUUAGACAAUGCUUGGAAGAGGAUAGCAGUCAUUAAACGUGUAUUUUCGAGUCGAUCUCUUCUCUAUGUGGGUAAUAGACAAGCUAGUAUAACUGAAUACCUGCCAACCCUUCGAAACAUCUGUAAGACUGAGAAGCUAAAAGAACAAGGAAAAAGUAAAAGAAGAUUCCUGCACUAUUUUGAAGGAAUUCAUCUUGACAUUCCAAAAGAGACUGUGAAUACUUUGGCAGCUGACUUCCCUUAAUGUUUCAUACUAACAAUGCUUUGUAUAGAUUAUCAUGUGGUCCUUAAGAUACAUUUUUAUAUUAUGUGGAUCUUCAUGGAAAAGUAUAUUUCUCAAUGUACAUUUUAAACAAACAAUUUGUAUAUUUUUUUAUUGGUGGGCAAAUAUUUAAAAUAUUUGAGUUACAAAUU
Piliocolobus tephrosceles (Ugandan red Colobus) is the source of this 6104-nucleotide messenger RNA. RefSeq names its product ATPase family AAA domain containing 5 (gene ATAD5). The transcript is spliced from 22 exons. Gene Ontology annotation, molecular function: ATP hydrolysis activity; DNA clamp unloader activity; ATP binding. The record is from RefSeq and is a predicted model, not a curated record. Lineage: Eukaryota; Metazoa; Chordata; Mammalia; Primates; Cercopithecidae. Gene Ontology annotation, cellular component: nucleus. The coding region runs from base 694 to 5934 and encodes 1746 amino acids.